This is a messenger RNA of Lachnellula hyalina, 2667 nucleotides long. RefSeq names its product putative beta-glucosidase F (gene bglF). Lineage: Eukaryota; Fungi; Ascomycota; Leotiomycetes; Helotiales; Lachnaceae. The record is from RefSeq and is a predicted model, not a curated record. Gene Ontology annotation, molecular function: beta-glucosidase activity. Gene Ontology annotation, biological process: glucan catabolic process. The transcript is spliced from 4 exons. The coding region runs from base 1 to 2667 and encodes 888 amino acids.
AUGUUAAUCUUUAAUUCUUGCUGGGUGAUUGUCACCUUCGUUUUUGCCGCUUUGGCCAUACGGCAACUCCCGGACUUUGCUUCAGACGUAUUUGGUAUUCAGCAGAUACAACAAUAUGGGAACGCAACCCUCGAAAAGCGCGACGAUGUCCCUGCUGGCUAUACUGCCCCUCCUUAUUACCCCACACCCAAAGGUGGUUGGAUUGCCAGUUGGACAGACUCCUACGCCAAGGCGGCAGAAGUUGUCGCCAACAUGACUCUGGCCGAAAAGGUCAAUCUGACAUCUGGCACUGGUUUAUUGAUGGGCCCAUGUUCGGGAAAUACUGGAUCGGCUCUGCGUUUUGGCAUCCCUAAUCUCUGCUUGCAAGAUUCUGCCCUCGGAGUUGCUACAACAGACAACAAUACGGCCUUUCCAGCUGGCAUCACAACUGGAGCUACGUUCAACAAGGCUCUCAUGUAUGCGAGAGGCUACGCAUUGGGACAAGAGGCACGUGGAAAAGGAGUCAAUAUCCAACUUGGACCGACUAUUGGACCUAUCGGACGCAAGCCACGAGGAGGAAGGAAUUGGGAAGGCUUCGGUGCUGAUCCCGUUCUUCAAGGUUUUGGAGGAUCCGGUACUAUUAAGGGAAUGCAAGCCAAUGGUGUGAUAGCUACAGUGAAGCAUUUUAUUGGAAAUGAGCAGGAGAUGUAUCGAAUGGAUAUCCCUCCUCAUGGAUUAAUGAAGGCCAUCAGCAGCAAUAUAGAUGAUCGAACCCUUCAUGAACUUUACGCUUGGCCAUUCAUGGACGCCAUCAAAGCUGGGGUGGGAGCUGUUAUGACGAGUUAUAAUGAUGUAAACGGAAGUGCAAGUUCUCAGAAUAGCAAGAUGAUCAAUGGGAUACUCAAGGAUGAAUUUGGAUUCCAGGGACUGGUGAUGACCGACUGGCUUGCACAGAUCGGGGGUGUUUCUUCCGCUUUGGCGGGUCUAGAUAUGUCAAUGCCUGGUGAUGGAUCCAUUCCACUACUUGGACUUGCAUAUUGGUCCUAUGACCUCUCCACAAGCGUGCUGAAUGGCACAGUACCCCUUGAGCGUCUCAACGACAUGGUUACUCGUAUAGUAGCUACGUGGUACCAACUCGGCCAGGAUCAAGACUACCCAUUACCCAAUUUUUCGUCGAAUACCGCAGAUCCCACAGGGCCUUGCUACCCAGCUGCCCUCUUAUCACCAACCUGCGUCACCAAUCAAUAUGUCAAUGUUCAGGCCGACCAUGCAAAUGUUGCUAGAAACGUAUCGCGAGAGGGAAUUACUCUGCUGAAGAAUGAUAAUGCAACGCUGCCGCUUACCACCAGCGCUAGUCUGAAAGUUUUUGGAUCAGAUGCCCAGAACAACCCAGACGGCAUCAACGCCUGCAAUCAGCGUUCCUGUGACACUGGUAUUCUCGGUAUGGGUUGGGGAAGUGGAACCGCAAACUACCCCUACUUGGACGCACCAAUUGAUGCUCUCAAAAGAAAGGCCGCAAACGUAACUUAUUACUCCAGCGAUACUUUUCCAUCUGGGCUUACGGCUGCCACUGGAGACAUUGCCAUAGUCUUCAUCAACAGUGAUUCUGGAGAGAAUCAGUACACAGUUGAAAAUAACCACGGAGACCGUGAUGGCAGUGGUCUUGUCUCAUGGCAUAAUGGAGAUGCUCUUGUCCAAGCAGCAGCAGCCAAAUACGCUACUGUGAUUGUAGUUGUUCAUACUGUCGGCCCGAUUGUGGUCGAGCCAUGGAUUGAUCUUCCAUCCGUCAAAUCGGUCGUCUUUGCUCAUCUUCCAGGUCAAGAAGCUGGUGACUCCUUAACUGACAUCCUCUUUGGCGACUACUCCCCAAGUGGACACCUCCCCUACUCAAUUCCUGUAGCUGAAUCCGACUAUCCAUCCUCGGUAGGCAUCGUGGGUUUCGAAGUCACCCAAGUCCAGGAUACUUUCUCGGAGGGUCUCUACAUCGACUACCGUUAUCUGAACAAGAACAAGACCUCGCCCCGGUACGCAUUCGGCCACGGUCUCUCUUACACCACCUUUUCCAAAUCAAGCAUAGCCCUCACAUCCGUCACCCCACUCUCAUCCCUCCCACCCGCACGAGCAGCCAAGGGCUCAACGCCUGUCUAUUCCACUGCCAUUCCACCAGCAUCCGAAGUCGCGUGGCCCACAGGCUUCAACAAAAUCUGGCGUUACCUAUACCCCUACCUCGACGAUCCAGCCUCCAUCUCCUCCUCAACCCCCUUCACCUACCCAACCGGUUACCAAACAACCCCACAACCCGACCCGCCAUCCGGCGCGACCAAGGCGGCAAUCCCGCUCUCUGGGACAUCAUUCACCGUGACCAACACCGGUUCCGUAGCAGGAAAAGACACAGUCAUGUUGUUCCUCCAACACCCAUCGGACUCUCCAUACGACACGCCUAUUAUUCAACUCCGCGAUUUCGAGAAGACGGAUACGCUCGCGCCGAAUGGGAGCGAGACGUUGACGCUUAGUGUGAAAAGGAGGGAUCUGAGUGUGUGGGAUACCGUAUUGCAGAACUGGGUUGUUCCUGUUAGUGAGAGUGAGCCGUUUGUCUUUUGGGUCGGGAAUAGCAGUGCAAAUUUGACGCUUGCGUGUGAGAGUUUGAGCGGGGCUUGUAGUUCUGGGAGGACGCCUCCUGUUGUUUGA